This is a messenger RNA of Alternaria incomplexa, 420 nucleotides long. RefSeq lists its product as uncharacterized. The transcript has 2 exons. Lineage: Eukaryota; Fungi; Ascomycota; Dothideomycetes; Pleosporales; Pleosporaceae. Bases 1 to 420 code for a protein of 139 amino acids. The record is from RefSeq and is a predicted model, not a curated record.
AUGGGGACCGUGGAAUUGCACUUCAACAGCUAUUACGAUAUGCGCAGUGCGGAGUUUCAAGAAGAUAUGGAAUUGUACGGCAAAGACUCAUACCACUACGUGUACCCCUCGUUCCGGGAUUUUGAGGUGCUAUCGCACAUAACGAUCCAGUUCGAGAAACUUACCAAUCUCUGUCACUUACCGGCGUCGUUGAAAUACCUAAAGUUGCAGGGUUGCCAUUUCGACGAAAACUUGAAUGAGGAUUGCCUUCGCGGUAUGCUAAAGCUGAAGGACACAUGGUGCCCGCUGAUCGAGCAGCUGCAUCUUCAAGGCUUUAAUGUAUCAGAAGCCAUCGGCAUGAUCCGGGAAGUUGCGAAAUCCUUGGAUUUGCGGAUGUCUGAGUUCCUUGGCAGAGGUCUUGUCUGGUUCCCGAACCUCUGA